AUGACGAGAUCCUCCGAGGCAUCUGCGUCGCCGAGCCCUUCCAAAAAUUCUGCCGAGGCUCAUGAUGUGUCGAAUUCUCUGAGCCCUUCAGGCACUUGUUCUGUUAGUAACGAGGCGUCUGCUUCGACGAGCUGUCAUCGAGGUCCUGUCAACCAAGAGGAGGUUGACUACGCCGCGGUUAAGGCCGAGGAAGAAGUGUUUUCUUUCGACCCGGUUGAGGCGAGGCUUGAAUUAGAGCGGCUUAUGGCAUCCCGUGGCGCAUCUUCUUUUGGGAUGGGAAAACCCAAACAGGUGAAAAGGCAAAAACCUGAUCCUCCCGGUUCCACACUCUCUUCCCUCGUGUCGCUCGAGGCGUUGCGUCAUCGUUUUGGAAUAUCUGAAGCGGUUGAAUUCGUCGUUCCGGAGAAGAGUGACCGAGCCGACAAGCCUCCCGAAAAUCAUUUCACCUUAUACGAGGCGUUUUUCGAGCUCUGCUUCCUAUGGUUCCCAAUCCCUAGAAUUAUGCCGAGAGGUUUGCGACAUAUGAUCGGCAUCCUGGUUCGGAGCUUCAAAUGUGGUGUCGAAAUCGAGCUCGGUCAUCUGCUCAAUCUGUUGGAAAUCCGGAGAGCCCCGGGAGGAGGCAGAUUUUAUAUUUCCAAUAAGUCUAAUCGCCGGAUCAUAGGCGGUUUCCCGAACAAAGAUCAGUUUUGGACUGAACGUUUCUUCUAUGUUUUGGUGAACGAGGCGUCGGUGGGCGAGGAUUUUGUAAAUAAGACGAAGACCAUUUGGGGACCACUUGUUCGGAGUUUUUUUCCUCCUGUCCCCGACGACCUUUUCUCCGUUCGAGAUACUCUUGCGGCUCGGAAGGUCAACUGGAGAAAGCAUUUUUCUUUCGAGAGAGUAGAGGGAGCCCGAGCUAUCUUCGCCGGGGUGUCUAUCAGUUCCUCGUCAUCAAAUUCAUCGGGAGAUACGCGAGAGAAAAUGGUGAUCAUUACGCUCAGGGAUAAGAAGCGAUGCGAAGCCGAGGAGAUUGCUAGGAGAGCCGAACAAGCAGCUCCUGCGGAGACCGAGGCGGUACCUCGGGAUGACCCGCCGAGGCAUGAGGGGGAGGAAGUCGCCCGAGCUGCUGACGAGAUCGCUCUCGAGGCGACGGCGCAGGAGGCAGCGCUCGAGGUAGAACCGGGCGAGAUUGUUCCCGACGCGUCUGGGGAGAAUUUCGCGGCUCGGGAUAAAACACUGCCCACCUCGGCGAUUCUGGCCCUUCCGAAACAAUCGAGGCCUCCGGCUUCAAAUCUGCUGAAGCAUGAUACCAGCAGAAAGAGGUCGGCUAUGGAAAAGGGCAAGGGGGUGGCCAUCCAAAAAGACAAGCCGUCCAAAAAGAAACGUAAGUCGGUGCCCAGCGAGCCCGUAUCUCGUAAGCUGGUUGUUGAUGACCCGGCUGCUUCCGCGGUAAUGUUCGCCCGCGUCAACAAUGCCAACUAUCGUCUACCGCCUCCCGAGCAACUGAGGCGGUCGAAAUCCUAUGCUGCCAUGGCGCAGCGCGGUACCAAGAUGAUUGCCGGCUAUGAAUCAGACUUGGUUAAGGACGAGCGCCGCUUGGAGGAGGCUCAGAAGGAGGCUGCGACGGCUAAGGGAAAGUUGGACGAGGCGAGGGCCAAGAUUAAGAAGCUAGAAGAGGAGAAAAUAACUCCCUCAGCCAACAUUGACAAGGUGUCGCCCGUGGUGACUCAUCUUGAAGAAUCUAAGAUAGCCAAAGGUGCCGAGGUGGCUUUGUUGCAGAGGCGUAUCGAGGUCAAGGAUGCCUUGUUCGACGCCAAGGUCAAGCGCGCGAAGAAGGAAGCGAGGCGCGAAUUUUCCGCCAAAUUCCAAAGCACCUCGCCAAAGUGGAGGAAGGUCUCGCCAAGCUCGAGAAGGCCAUGA
This is a messenger RNA of Eutrema salsugineum, 1899 nucleotides long. RefSeq lists its product as uncharacterized. The record is from RefSeq and is a predicted model, not a curated record. Lineage: Eukaryota; Viridiplantae; Streptophyta; Magnoliopsida; Brassicales; Brassicaceae. The coding region runs from base 1 to 1899 and encodes 632 amino acids. The transcript is spliced from 4 exons.